AUGGCUUCCCCACAUGCCAAGGCCGGAGCCUCGCGCUCGGUCAAAUACUCUAACCCUCCCACGCGUCGCGGCUAUACGUCACUUCAGAAUCCAACGGUCGAACACUCAACAUCAGAGAGCAGUUGGGAUAAAAAUGAUGGAUUGGACACUCCUUCGAGUGGAGAUGAAUCCUCUGAGAAGGCCGAUAUAAAACUCUUACCUUUGCAACCAAGCAGAGCUCGAGAUCCACGACCCUCAAGUUUCAAAGCAAAUGACCCGAAUUCCACUCCCAUCGAUGUCCCCAACGACGAGCGCGAUGUUUCAAAGCGCAUAAAGGAUAUUCUCGAGGCGGAUCGCACUGUGUUGUCGGAUUCAUUUGCUACAGAUCUGGAGGAAGGACACUCAGGCAGAGACUCUCUGGUUCUCAGUGAUCGAUACAGUGACGACUAUGGCAUCCCACCUGACAAGGGCUUGCUGUUGAAGAACAAAAAGAGUGAAGAUGGGAAAAAAGACUCUAACUGGAGGUCAUUGUUCCGUUUGCAUUCAUGGUGGAACGUUGCCGGCAUGUUGACAAUCGCCCUACUCGUAGUAUGGCUUUCGAUCAGGGGACUACCUUGGUCCUCUGUCGGAGCUGCCAUUGAUGAAUUUCAAGCGGUCCCCUGGUACCCUACUCCCCUUGGUGGAACGAGCGAACAAUGGAAGGAAAGCUAUGCAAAGGCGCAAGAAAUGGUCAAGGAAAUGACCCUCGCCGAAAGGGUGAAUGUCACAACUGGAACAGGCUGGCAAAUGGGACUCUGUGUUGGAAAUACCGGACCUGCCGAACUCGUCAAAUUCCCUUCCCUUUGCCUACAAGACGGCCCACUUGGACUCAGAUUCGCGCAAAACAUUACAGCCUUCCCCGCAGGGAUCACCACGGGAGCGACAUGGAACCGCGAGCUUAUGCAAAUGCGAGGCUUUGCUCUAGGAAAGGAAGCGCGGCUGAAAGGGGUGAACAUCGUACUCGGUCCAUCCAUGGGGCCGCUUGGUAUGAUGCCUGCCGGUGGCCGUAAUUGGGAGGCAUUUGGUUCAGAUCCAGUUUUGCAAGGCGUCGCCGCGGCUGAGACAAUCCGGGGUAUCCAGCGGAACGGGGUCAUGGCCACGGCGAAACAUUUCAUUGGAAAUGAACAAGAACACUUCCGUCAGUCAUUUGAAUGGGGUACUCCAACUGCGCUCUCGUCGAAUAUAGAUGAUCGCGCAUUGCACGAGGUAUUUGCCUGGCCCUUCGCUGAGAGUGUACGUGCCGACGUGGCUAGCGUUAUGUGCUCAUACCAAAUGGUCAACAACAGCUAUGCUUGCGAGAAUAGUAAACUCAUUAAUGGUAUUUUGAAAGAUGAGCUUGGCUUCCAGGGAUUCGUUCAGUCAGACUGGCUGGCUCAGCGUUCAGGCGUUCACAGCGCUAUUGGAGGCCUGGAUAUGAGCAUGCCCGGCGAUGGCCUUCAUUGGGCGGAUGGUGUUCCGCUCUGGGGAAGUGAACUGACCCGUGCAGCAUUGAACACGUCUGUUCCUAUGGAGCGCUUGAACGAUAUGGUCACUCGCAUCGUGGCCGCCUGGUACCAUUUACGACAGGACUCCUGGGAACUUCCUGCACCCGAGCGUGAAGGCGGGCCGAACUUCUCAUCCUGGACGAAAGAGCGGGUCGGACAUCUAUACGAAGGCUCACCGGAUAAGGAUGCAACGGGUGUGGUCAACAAAUUCGUCAACGCACAGGGAACAGGCGAGCAUGCUCAUUCUAUUGUUGCUCGCCACAUCGCUGCAGAAGGCACUGUGCUUCUGAAAAAUAUCAAUACUACCCUUCCGCUCUUGCGCACACAAUCCGCACCCGAUCGCAAAUACCGGGUUGGUGUAUAUGGCGAAGACGCUGGCCCCGGCCAAGGACCGAACGCUUGUGUUGAUCGAGGAUGUAAUCAAGGAACCUUGGCCUCUGGUUGGGGUAGUGGGGCUGUAGACUUCCCAUACUUGGUCAGCCCAUGGGAAUCACUGCAGCAUGCGUGGUCGAAAGACUCUGUCGAUGUUAAAGCUUACUUGACGAACAAUGUUGCAGUUCAAGACCUCGCAGAGCAGGACCUCUGUUUAGUCUUUGUCAACGCAGAUGGGGGCGAAGGAUUUAUCCGCAGUGACGGCAUUGACGCCGACCGGAAUGACCUCUUUCUACAAAAGAACGGCACUCAGUUGGUAGAGGGGGCAGCCAAGCACUGCGGCGGUGGCCAAGGUAAAACUGUCGUUGUUGUACACUCCAUCGGCCCCGUUGUGAUGGAGUCUUGGAUUGACCUUCCUGGUGUCCACGCUGUACUGUAUGCCAAUUUACCCGGGCAAGAAAGCGGGAAUGCAUUGGUGGACGUUCUAUUUGGAGAUGUCGAUGCAAGUGGACGGCUGCCAUACACCAUCGGACGAAGUCUAGAAGACUACGGCCCAGGGGCGCAAGUCCUAUACGAGCAUCCAGACCCCUCCGUUCCACAGGUAGAUCUCGACCAGGGCCUGUAUAUUGAUUACCGUUAUUUCGAUAAGUUCAACAUCACCCCCCGGUUCGAGUUCGGCUUCGGCCUAUCAUAUACAACAUGCGACUACUCCGCACUGAGCAUUGAAAAACUGCAGAAGAAGUCCCAAUGGCCAUCCAAACGGCCCAUAGACGAAGUUGAACCCCCCCGCAUACGACAACAAACAGAGCAACCCAACCAGCAGUCUAUUCCCCCCCAGGGAACCGAACCGGGCCCAUAUCCGUACCCGGAGGGAUACAACAAACGCCAGAACCCAUCUGCCGCAGGCGGCGGACCGGGCGGGAAUCCAUCUCUGUAUGAGCCCAUGCUGGAGCUCACCAUCGAAGUGACAAACACCGGUACGCGCACAGGACAAGACGUGAUCCAGGUAUACGUUUCCUUCCCAGAAGAUGUCGCCGAGCAUCGUGGAAUGGGCUGGAUCCGUGAGUCCAUUGAGUUCCCUGAACGUGUCCUGCGGAAUUUUUCAAAGGUUCUCCUGCAACCGGGUGAGACGAAAAAUGUCAAGAUGAUGUUGACUCGGAAGGAUCUCAGCUAUUGGAGUGUUCGUGCGCAGAACUGGGUGUUGCCUAUCGAAGGUAAAUUCCGUAUCUGGGCUGGACGUAGUUCUAGGGAUUUGCCGCUCGUGGUCGAAUUUUGA
Molecule: messenger RNA, 3150 nt
Organism: Penicillium verrucosum
Lineage: Eukaryota; Fungi; Ascomycota; Eurotiomycetes; Eurotiales; Aspergillaceae
Product: beta-glucosidase
Exons: 4
Coding region: 1-3150 (1049 amino acids)
Biological process (GO): glucan catabolic process
Molecular function (GO): beta-glucosidase activity
Source: RefSeq, a predicted model, not a curated record